Molecule: messenger RNA, 1041 nt
Organism: Opisthocomus hoazin
Lineage: Eukaryota; Metazoa; Chordata; Aves; Opisthocomiformes; Opisthocomidae
Gene: CENPU
Product: centromere protein U
Cellular component (GO): nucleus
Source: RefSeq, a predicted model, not a curated record
AUGUCCUCAAAGAAGAAAACGAAGAGAGAUCGUUCCGGGAAUAAAUCAGAGGAACACAAAGCCAGCUCCCAUCUUCACUGGAAGUUGCUUCCACCCGGGGAACCAGAUGUCUCAAGGAUAUUGAAAAUAGCGGAAGCAAAUCAGCUUGAGGAGCUUGAGGAUUCUUUUGAUCACCCUUUGCACAGUACCGCUGUGGAUGCUUACGGAGAGGAACAUUCGCACGAGUCACUUGGUCGUGUUUCAGCUCCACCAAGGAAAAAUACAGAAAGAAGUAAAAAACCGCGUCACUCGAAAACAUCUGGUGGUGAUGCGCCGAAAUUCAGCACAGCUGGUCCUGAAGAUGAACCCCUUAAGGAGAACGUGAAGGCUCUGAAUGCUACUCAGUUCCAGGCAAAAAAGAAGCAGCCGCCUUCGGAGAAGAACACGUCAGAUCCUUCUGUGGACAGCCCGUGUUCUGUACAGGUUUGGUGUCCCAAAGAGCUGAAGAGAGCUCCCAGAGAUGUUACAGAACUGGAUGUUGUUCUGGGUGAAUUUGAGAACAUAGUAGCAAAUUACGGACAAAGCAUAGAAUCAAACGUUUGCAGAAAAGCUGUCAAUGACUUCUGUUCUGCUUUCAAGGACCAAAUCACUGAUCUGAUAGCGGAAGUCCAGGAAUUCAAGAAUAUGAAGAAAAAAAAUGCUAAGGUAAUAACAGACAUCAAAAAGAAAAGGCAGCGACUGUUGCAACUCAGGGAAGAGCUAAUUGGAGCUGAACCACAACUGAUAAAACUUCAAAGAGAAUAUGCUGAGGUACAGGAAAGGAAAUCUUCCCUGAGGCAGGCGACUGAACUACUUACUGAUUUAAAGGAGCUACAGCAAGACUGUCUGGAUUACAGAGAAGAAAACCCAAAAGAAAAAGUGGUAUAUGGAACUUCCAGCCUACCUGCUCUUCUGGUGGAGUCGCGGAGAGUUCUAGGAGCAGAAAGACACUUUCAGAAUAUUAAUACGAAACUGGAAGAGGCUCUGGCGGUACAAAGAGGGAAGUUAUCACAGAAACAUUAA